ACUGCAAAAAUAAUGGAGAUUAAAAUCGUGAGCGGGAAGUACCGAAUCAUAAAACGCCUGGGGAGCGGGUCCUUCGGGGAGAUCUAUUACGGGCAGACUGCCAAGGGGCAGGACGUCGCCAUCAAGCUCGAGAACGCCAUGGCCAAAGUGCCCCAGCUCAUGAACGAGGCCCGCAUUUACAAGCACCUCCAUAGCGAGGCAACCCUUUAGGACAAAGGCAUCCCCCAGCUCUUCCACGCUGGGCUGGAGGGCGAGUUCAACCUCAUGGUGCUGGAGCUCAUGGGUAAGACCCUCGACGAGCGUUUGGAAGAACACAAGGCCUUCAGCCUGCCGACGACGCUGCUGCUGGCCCAUCAGCUGCUGCGCAGGGUCGAGUUCAUCCACGAGAAGGGCAUCGUGCACCAGGACCUCAAGCCCGAGAAUUUCGCGAUGGGGCUCGGCAAGAAGGCCUGUCGAGUGUACAUCUUCGAUUUCGGGCUGGCCAAGAAAUACCGGCAUGGCGGGAAGCACAUCCCCUACCGCGAGGGGCACAGCCUCUGCGGGACUGCGCGCUACGCCUCGAUCAACAACCACCUGGGCGUCUAACAGACCCGCCGCGACGACAUCGAGUCUCUUAUCUAUGUGUUCGUUCACUUCCUGCGGGGCAGGCUGCCCUGGCAAGGGCUCAAGGCCGACUCUGCUGAGAAGAAGUACUAGCUGAUCAAGGAGCGCAAGCAGGCCAGCCCGGAAGAGCUGUGCAAGGGACUGCCGCGGGUCUUGGGACAGUGGCUCAAGCAGGCGCGGCUGAUGCGGUUCGACGAGGCCCCCGGCUACGGUGGGAUGAAGGGCGAGCUGGACGAACUAAUGCGGGAGUGCAAGGUGGGGAAGGACGCCCCCUUCGACUGGGAGAAGUGA
Hippocampus zosterae (dwarf seahorse) is the source of this 894-nucleotide messenger RNA. RefSeq names its product casein kinase I-like. Gene Ontology annotation, cellular component: nucleus; cytoplasm. The record is from RefSeq and is a predicted model, not a curated record. The transcript has a single exon. Gene Ontology annotation, molecular function: ATP binding; protein serine/threonine kinase activity. NCBI's taxonomy places the organism in Eukaryota, Metazoa, Chordata, Actinopteri, Syngnathiformes, Syngnathidae. Gene Ontology annotation, biological process: signal transduction; peptidyl-serine phosphorylation.